AUGCCAUCCGCAGCGUGUGAAACGCCAAAACGACGUCACUCAAUUGGUUCACCACUAAAGAAUCAUAGAGAAUUUACUGUCCCUUUAAAUGACGAUGCAUUAGAAAAAAGCAAUCGAAGAAAAUCUUUAGUAGAUUCUGUACGAAGAUCUUUAUUAUUUGCCUCUCCAUCGGCGGUAGCUUCAGGUUCUGAAAGCCAAAAUGCUCCUGGUAGUCGAAUGUCUACUCCUCAACGUGUAGGUACCUUGUCAUUAGAGGCUGUCACACCUAUACCACAAAUACCUGUCGAACAAAUGUAUUUGAAUUUCGAAGAAUGGAUGAAAAUGGCUACCGAUAAUAAAAUUAACGCUAACAAUAGUUGGAAGCUUGCUCUAAUCGAUUAUUUUCAUGAAAUGAGUUUAUUAAAAGAAGGCGAUUCGAUAAAUUUUCAAAAGGCUUCUUGUACUCUGGAUGGAUGUGUAAAGAUCUAUACAUCACGUGUUGAUUCUGUCGCCACCGAAACCGGAAAAUUAUUAAGUGGUUUAGCUGAUAGCUCAAAGAGUAAUAAUGAAGAUAACUUGUCCGAUGGUGACAAUGAUAAUGCUGAUUCUGAGAGACCCGCUCGUAAGAAGACCUCAACAACCGGCGCUGCAACUUUAGUUAAAGAUUAUUCUCAGUUGACAUUAAAGAAAUUUGAUUUGGAAUUUUCUAUUGAUCCUUUAUUUAAAAAGACUUCGGCAGACUUUGAUGAAGGAGGUGCUCAAGGACUGUUAUUAAAUCAUUUGUCGAUUGAUACUGAUGGAAAAAUCAUAUUUGACGCAAGCGAUGCCACUCUGGACGAAACUGAAGAAAAUGAAGAUGAUGAAAGAGAUGCAAUGGAAGAAGAUUCUCCGGAACAAACUAUUGAUAUAUCUAAACUUCGUUCCAAAAUUUUUCCAGAACUUUCAAGGAUUUUCACUAAAGAUAUUUGUCCAUCAUUAAAAUCGUUUGAAUUUUCUGUUGAUGUGGGAUUUCUUACGCGAAAAGUAUCGGAUGAUGACGAAGAAGAACAAGUUAUCGUUGAUGAUGUCGGUGAUGAAGAUUAUCCAGACUUUUUUGAUGAUAAUUUUUUAAGUGGCGAAGAUGGCGACGGUGGUGGUGAUAACGGUGAUGACGGCAUAUCUGGAGUUUUUGAAAGAUUCGAUGGUGAUCAAAGGAGGCCUACCGAAACCGAUUUUAUUAUGGCCAUGGUUAAUAACACAAAUGAAUUUCAGUAUUUUGAUUCCGCAUUUUUAUGUAAUUGGGUUGGUCCGGAUCACUGGAAAUUAAAACGCGUUGUCAGAGGUGACGCUAAUAGCGAACCAAAAGAACGAAAAAAAAAGGAGCCUUUUUCCAUCGAUUUUAUUGAUUCAGAAGACUUAAAUGAAAGAACUAUUUUUGCUUCUGCUGGGAAUUCGAUCACUUUGUCUAAAUUGACUGAAAAUGUUCCGCAUGCUUAUCAACUUCCCGAUGAUUUACGUUUUUCAUCAAAACAAUUACUUCAGUUAUUCUUAAAGCCUGGAUUUAUGUUGAAAGCAAGACGCAGAUACGAAGAACAACUUGCUGAAACUGAUAACAUUGAAGUAGAUGAAAAUUUCUGGGCCGAAGAAAAUAAUGACCAUGCAACAAACACAUCAUUCCCAGAUAUGACAAUGGUAACUACUGGAGACACAUUUUUACAUGAUGAUGAUGGAUUUGAGGAGGACAUAGAAGGGGAAUUUGGUGAUAAUUUAGUAUCACAGGCGAGGAGAAAUAAACCGGAAUAUAUAAAAUAUGCCAAAACUGCCAAAAGGAUUGAUGUCAAAAAAUUAAAAGAAAAUAUAUGGAAAACAUUAACGGAUGCUACGGAAAAUGAUUCCAAUAUAUCGACCAUAAACAAUGACCAUCAACCUCCAUAUGACCAGUGCUCCCUAGACUCAACACAGAAAGUUGAUGAACAAAAAUUUAGUCGAGUUAUAAAGAAUUUAAAAAAGAUAUAUCCAGAAAAAAAAAUGAAAGAUAUAUCCGUGUCAUUUUGUUUUAUAUGUUUAUUACAUUUAGCAAACGAAAAAAAUUUAAGUAUAUCUGUAGAAAAUGAUAAAUUAUCAGAAUUGACGAUUCAACAGCAUGGUCGGCCGUCAUAUCUGACACCAUGCAUCGCUCACAUUCUUUGUAAUAAUAAGUCUUCAUUAUUUUUCAUUCUAAUUCCGUAG
Molecule: messenger RNA, 2187 nt
Organism: Cetraspora pellucida
Lineage: Eukaryota; Fungi; Glomeromycota; Glomeromycetes; Diversisporales; Gigasporaceae
Source: the annotation of a GenBank genome assembly